Molecule: messenger RNA, 2724 nt
Organism: Besnoitia besnoiti
Lineage: Eukaryota; Apicomplexa; Conoidasida; Eucoccidiorida; Sarcocystidae
Product: FUSE-binding protein 2 / KH-type splicing regulatory protein
Exons: 3
Coding region: 1-2724 (907 amino acids)
Biological process (GO): regulation of gene expression
Cellular component (GO): cytoplasm; nucleus
Molecular function (GO): mRNA binding
Source: RefSeq, a predicted model, not a curated record
AUGGUCACCCGUCCGCAGGUCGACACGAGCAACAUGAGCGCUUCGCAGAAAAAGAACUUGAAGAAGAAGAUCCGCAAGCAGGAGCAGCGCCAGCAGGACGCGGCCGUACUCGCGGCGGUGCGUCCCGAGUCGGCGAAGUCUGGCGCCGGGAUGGCGUCGUACUACGCGGAGCAGGAAGCGGGGCUCCGCCGGCGCCUGGAGGGCAUCAAGCGCGUGCUGAGCCAGUUCCAGCAGGGCAGGAGCCGGUCUUCUGCCGGGGGGGCAGCGCCGAAUGCGAAGAAGAUUGCGCAGGAUAUCGACAGCAUCCUGCGUGACAUGGACGCGACGGUCCAAAAGGAGGAGUCUGUGCUUCAGAAGCCGCUCAGCAAGCGGCUGACGGUCCAGCAGCUGCAGCAGCAAGUGCGCGACGUGGAGACGCAAGUGCAGAAGCAGCAGAGAGAGCUGCAGCGCCAGACGAACCAAGGCGGCGCGGAGUGCGCCGAAGUCCGAGGAUGCCUGGAGGAGAGUCUGCGCUACGUCAUGCAUUUGCGCGAACAACUCGUCCUCACUCAGCAGCAGAGCGAGUUCCGGGCCUUCCGCGAGCGCGUCGCCGCCCUCAAGGCCGAGGGCGAGGCGCUCGUCAAGGGCCUCCACGCCGGCGGCGGCAACUCGCCCGGCGGCAGCGGAGAGGCCGCCUCGGCUCCCUCGAGCGCGAAGGAGGCUCAGUGGCGCAGGCGCCUGGGGGACUUGGCCCGUGGCGGCUCCGCCGGCGGCCGGCGCGAAAAGCGCGGGCCGAACGGCAAGGAGACUGAGGGCGACGGCGAGGCGAACGGCGCGCCUGCUGCGCCUCUGGUCAUUCAGUCCGUCCAUCUCGGCCUCGAUGCCUUGGGCCUCCUGUUCCCUGGCGGACAGAACCCAGUGAUGGUGAGGAAGUUCGAGCGGUCAUGCGGCGUCGUCAUUGAGAAGCAGUCUGGCGGCCGCGUCCUGACGGUCAUUGGGCUCCAGGCCCCCGGCGUCGAGCGCUGCGUCGCCUUGCUCAAGUCCCUCGACGAGGGCAUGCAGCCGGACAAGCGCGAGAAGCACCGGGUUGUCGUAACCGGCCGCACCGUCGGCAGCGUGAUUGGCGCGGGAGGCGCCAACCUCCGCCGCGUCGAAGAGGAAAACGACGUCGUCGUUUGGGCUGAAGGCAACGAAAUGAUCGUCAUGGGUGUGACCCCCGCGAAGAUCGCCGAUGGCAUUCGCCAACUCAAGGAGAUGAUGGCGGCUCCCGUGCCGGCUGCGGGCAGCGGCGGCAAUGGCACGUCCAUGGUUCUCUCCUUCACGGUGCCUGUCGCACGCGCGCUGGGUGGUCCCGGCUUCCGCCCCUUCAUCCACAAGCUCGAGGGCGAGUAUGAGUGCUCAGUUCGCGCGCCCAAGGGCGGCACGGAGGGCGUCGUUCUCGUCCUGAACGCGGGCGCCGAGAACCUGGCCGCUGCGGCGAAGGCCAUCAAGGAAGAAGCUGAGAAGCUCGUCGUCAAGACGAUCCGCGCUGACAAUGACAAGGUUCUUAAGCUUCUCAAAGGCAGCGCUCCGGGUUUCAGCGCCAGCGCACGCGAAAAGGAUUACGUGACGUACCUGCGCGGCGACAACGAGCUCACGGUCGUGGCGCCGUCGGGUGCGAUCGAGGAGGCCGUCAAGGCGGCCGAGGAGGGUCUGCUGCAGCUGGAUCGCGUGACAGAGCAGCUGACCGUUCCGCGCAGCCAGCUGCGAGUGAUCACGCGCGCCAAGCGCGCCCAGAUUGAGGAAAGCACCGGGGUCGUGUUCCGCCCGCCGCGCAACGGCGCUCAGGGAGGAGCGGAUGCUGUGUUUGCCUUCUCGGGCACGAAGGAGCAAGUCGAGGCCGCGCGCACGAUGCUCGAAACCGUCUUGCGGGAGGAGGGCUACAACGAGUCCAUGUCCGUCAGCAAGGAGAUGACGGCGGCGCUGCUGGCGGACCGCGGCCAGGGCGUGCGCGACCUGGAGGAGCAGUUCAGCGUCUCCAUUUCCAUCGAGCGGCAGAACCGUUGCCUGGUCGUUCGCGGCAACGAGGCUGCGGUGCAGACCUGCCUCGCGGCGCUGCGCGAGCGCCAGGCGCGCGAGUUCGACGAGGACAAGGACGACUUGGUCGUCGAGCGCGUCCCCGUUCGGAAGGACCAGAUCUCGGCGAUCAUCGGGCGCCAAGGCGCGCGCAUUCGCAAGAUUCAGGCGGACAGCGGCGUGGAGUCGAUUCGCAUCGACGACGCGGACGGCGUGGCCGCGGUCCGCGGCAGCGCCGAGGCCGUCGCGAAGGCCGUGAAGCUCAUCGAGGAGGCGCUGAAGGAGGUUCCAGCCGCGGCGGGCGGCGCGCCUCACGGGGGCCAGGACGACGGCGAAGAGGAGCGCGCUGGUGAAGGCGAACACCACGCGCCGGCGCGGGCUGGUCGCGGCCGCCGCGGAGGCCACCGCGGAGGCGCCGCGAUCCAUGGCGUCAAGAGGGCGCCCCAGAAGCCCCUCGACGUCGAUGCCUCGGACGAAACGGCGUUCCCCUCCUUGGACGCCGCUGCGGUCAACGGCAGCAAGGGCCGCGCGGGAGGCCGCUGGAAGCGCGGCGCCCGCCGAGCUGAGGAAGUGAAUGCGCACGUGAUGAACGGCGUGACUGAGCAGAACGGCUCGAUGAAGGACGAGGUUGACGGAGUGGCGUCCCCUGGCGAGGACGCCACGAUCGGCAGCGAGGUCGGGUGCAACUGA